UGUAGAGCAGUGGAAUCUUCCAAAUACGUCAUCGUUGCUCUCGAACCCAGUAAAAUGUGUGCUUUUUAGGGGUAAAGAGCUCACUAUUUCAAGUUAGACAUUCGAAAUAUAAUCUGUAUACACUAGUUUAGUCUAUGCAUGUAUGUUAGUUCAUGGAAAUAUUUGCGUAGACCUGACAUAAAGGUUAGACAGCCAAUUAUGUCAUUUUAGCUCUGGGAACGAGACCGGUAGGUAGUCCCAAAAUGGCGGAAUCUUUGAAAAACGAAGAACUGGAGAAGACCUUUCGCCGAUCAGUGCAUGUUGCCUGUUUUAUUAUGACCGUGCUAAGGGUUAUAACUGGAUAGUGUGGUCACUAGCAAACAUGGGAUCCAACAAGGACGAUAUUGACCUCACACCACUGCUGAAUAAGCUCGGCCAUGAUCUGGAGGAGAUCCGUGUGCGAGCGCUGCUUAACAUCCUGAGUAAGCUGGAGCACGGGCUGGUGUGUGAGGCAGACCUUGUGCAGCAGCGCCCCCUACAUGCCCGUCUGCUGGAGUGGUUCAACUUCAGGUCCUGCCCUCUGCAGGAGGAGGUGCUGAGGCUGCUGCACAGACUGGCACAGCAUGCCUCAGCAGUGGAAAUCCUGGUCUCGCUCGGCGCGGUUCCGUUCCUGUCCAACCUGCGGAAGGACGUUCCCGCGGAGCUUCAGCCAAUCACGGACCAGAUCCUGAACCAGCUGAUGAUGCUGCCCCGCCCCGGGCCAGAGGAACACACCAGGGAGUGCAUCUACCAGCACAGGGCUGUCAAAUUUACUUCACCACUUUUAACAGAAUCCACUAUACCACCCAUGCAAGAAGACACACAGCCCAAACAGUUGAUGACUGAAGCGUCAGGCUCCCUGAUGAGUCAGCAACACAGCAGCCUGACCAGCCAGACAGGUUCCCACGGUCCGCUGCCCUACAUGGAGCCCAGAGUCGGGUACUUCCGCAGAGACAGCGGCAGCACGGCCAGCCUCAUGGCAAACUACCAGCAGGAGCAGCAGGAUCAGGGGCCGCUGCCCUCACCAACAUGUCUGAAGUUCUCCACCUUCCCAUGGCUGUCUCUCACUCCUACGGACAGGCAUGUGUUAGCUGCUACCAACAGGUCCCUGAACAGUGGGAACCCCCAGCUUGUGACCAGCUCCUGUGAGUUCCUCAGUAACGUGGUGUUCUACGACUUCCCAGCAGAAACCUUCCUACAGAGACCGGCCAUAGUCAAGACACUGGUGUCCUUACUGAAGGUACCAGCUGAUGGAGGUCACGACCCUUCCCAGGGUGCAGUUAUGUGCCUGCGGAACCUGUGUGUCCAUCUGCAGGCCAGACUGGCCUUCUACCAGGACCCUGCACUCUACUGUCCAAAACAAGACGACCUGUCCCAGGCCAGUUCCACAGUGACCACAGAGAUGAGCAGUCCGACGCCCCAGUCUGACUCUGUGCUGUCUGGUCUGGAGGAGACGCCUGACAGGCCCCGGGGAGAUGGCAGGGACAGGAACACGCCCUCUUCCACAUCCUCCACGUCCCGCUCGAUCACGGCGAGCAGCGUGAGAUCCGGCGCGAGUGAUCCCAUGGAGGAUCUGGAUCCUGAGGACAUGCUGGCCCUGCAGUUCAGCCAGCUCAGCCUGCCACAGUUCUGCUCCAACCUGCUGGCCAAUGGGGUGGCCCUGCUGAAGUCGCAUGACCCUGCAGCUGUGACGCAGGUGCUGGAGCUGCUGCAGCAGGCUGCAGGGCUGAUGGGAGAGGCGCUGACACAGCAGGUGUGGGAGGACCAGAGCACCGUCGCAGCAGAACUGGUAGAAGAGUUGAUAGAAGCCCUGGACAACACUGGUGAGGUGUUACACUUCCACAACAUGCAGAGCAGAGGAGCCAGGACACCAGAGAACGAGGUUACCCACCACAGGAUGGUGUACAUGGCACUGGCUAUCCUCAGUACUCACCUACUGCAGGCUUUUGUGCCACUGGAGAAGGCUGCCGACAUCCUGCCAGAAAGCCUGUCCUCAGCGCUGGCCCUGCUGACCAUGGACCCAGUCUUCCAGCUGACCCACCCCGCCGCACACGAGGUCACGGUCGCGUACGUGGAACAGACCAGCGAAGACGACUACCGACUGUACGGCCACGCCCAGCACAUCUGUACAUCCAUGGACUGCAGCGUGCAGUUUGUCAAGGAGCAGGGAUUUGAAGGUGGCCGCUCCCUGCAGGACAUGGUAGAGCUGGCAGAGGGAGCUUUAAGCAGUCUGUCGUACCACCAACACUUGGCCCUGGUCUCACAGUUCGUCCGCCUUUGUUCAGACAUAUGUAAGCCGGUCCAUGCCAACCCCCAACUGGUCCAAGACUGCACCAGAGUCCUGCUGAAGUUUCUGUCCCAUCCAGAUGAGAAAGUGCGACACACGGUCUACCAGACAUGUCUCAACACUGCCAAGGAAGUCCUGGGGAUCAGUCGUGCUGCUGAGACAGCCUCGCUGUCCUGUCGCUCGGUGCUGUUCCUGCUCGACCCACACGUGCUGUACCAGCUCUGCUGCUUCGGACUCGCAGAAAACAAAACUAAGGUAUCUGAGAUGGCAGCAGAGCUGCUGUUGUACCUUCUUCAGGGCAGACUGAUCAUGACCACUGCUGUCUGGAACAAGCUCAUGGACGCCCUCUUACCUGUGCUGCCAGUACUGCAGGGCUAUGCCAGUGUGGAGACCAAACUUGGCCGGUGUGUAGUCGGACUGUUCCACCCGUCCUCAGAGGGGGAGGCAGGGUGUCUGCCCAAACUGGAGCGGUUAAGGGGAGGGCUGAGGCUGCUUCUGUCCAGAGAGGCUAGCACACGUGAGGAGGCAUCAGCCCUGGUGAGUCAGCACCUGGCCCUGGAGACCGGACGCUCACAGCUCCUACCUCAGGAGGCAGGACAGGCCAUCCUCAAGGCUCAGGACAUCCUUAUAGUCAGGCAGCAGAAACAGCCAAGUGGGGAGAACCAGGCCUCUAUAUUCCAGCCAGAGGAUGUACUGAAGCUGUGGGACCUGUACACGUCUCCUACUGUGGAGGGAGUAGUCAGGAGGUCUGCUGCACAGCAGUUCACUACUAUACUGGCUGACAAACUGAUGCACGAGACAUUCCGGAGACAGGGUGGGGUGGAUGUGACUGUGAACUACCUGAGACAGGCCAUUCAGGGGGAUAACCAGGAGCUGGAGAAGCGAGCCCUGGUGCCCCCGUGCCUGUGUAUCCUGAGACUGUUGGUACAGGAGGACCCUUCACUCAGACAUGCCCUCAGACAGGAGAUGUCUCUCUACCUCACUGUGCUCAGAUGUGCCCUACAGAGUUCGUAUGAUGACAGGACCUGUACAGAGGCUGCCAGGCUCCUCACACUACUGCUGUUUGAUGAAGUUGCCUCCAUUCAAACAUGGAGCCAAGACAGCGAACAGGCCUCAACAGAACAUUUCAGCCUGCCACUCAAUGUUGUGACAAGGUACAGCCUGCCAUUCCAUCCCCCGACCCACCACCACACCAGCCCCCACCACCCCGAGUGUGACGCGGACACAGGACAGCUGGCAGAGGGACCCCCAGCAGAGAUGCUGCGUCUGGCCUGGAACGUGCCGUGGGCGGGAGGCAUCGACCAGCUGGCAGCUGACGCCGGCGAGCAGGAUACAGUAGACGGAAUCCGACCUUCCCUUGUCCUCACCUCCCGGGACAAGCUGUUGCUGAGAGCAACUCACAUCAAGACGGCCCUGCAGUGCAACAUCCAGGAUAUAGAGGGAGCUCCUUCACACUACGUUGCUAAGCUGGCCCUGAUGAGACUCGCCCUGCUGCUGACCAGCGAUGCGAUGGGGAGCGGGGAUGGAGCUGCUGCUAGUGGCUCUGUAGCUGAAGUCCUGUUUGGUCUGGAUUGGAAGCCUGUCUUCAAAAGGUUUCUUGAGGUGAUGCCGGCCAACGGAGAAGAUGACUUGUUACUCUCCGAGGUGCUGAAAGUUUUGCUGUUGUUCUUCAAGACCAGGAAAAGCAUCCGAGACUCCGUCAGCCACUGGUUGUUGGACCUGGUGCUGAGUAGAGGCAGUCCCCUGCUGUGGUUACUGAGUCAGGGAGACAACAAGGAGCAGGAGACUAUGGCAGGGCCGAAGGUCCCGGUCCUGACGGCACAUCGGACACUGCAGAAACAACUCAUGGCCCUGCUGUCUGCGCUGUGUGGGCAUCUGGUGCACAGGGAACAGGGGACCCACCAGCCGAUGGUAGGGGACCUGGCACAAGGGUUCCUACAGAGGUUACACCUGGCCGACCCCUCUCACUUCUAUGACCUGGCCUCGCUGGAGAGCACACUGCACUGUCUGGUACAUGUUACUGCAAGACCAGACUGGAGCACUGGCAGCAGCACCAUUAACAGGGAAACUCUGUGUCAGGAGCUGUUGGAGACUCUCCGAGAGGUGGUCCUGUCCUUCCAUGUGGGGCGAGGCAGCACCACCAGAUCCUACAUGGGGAAGGGAGUCAUCAAAAACGCCUCCAUCAGUCUCAAACAUCUGGCACUGGAGAUGGCAAACACAAGUACUAACAAGGACUGGCCGUCGCUGUGGUUGAACACCAAGUCUGAGGAGAGUGCAGGUCUGGACUGGCUGGUUCCUCUCUGGGCUUACAGGGAUCCAGAGGUUCGUGCAGCUGGGCUGGGCAUCGCUGUGCUGUUGUCGGGGAGUGAGGAGGGUCGCAUCGCCCUGACGACAGGCUGUCAGCAGGUGACAGGCGGCAUCUGGGGCACCAGUAUAAGUGUUCUACUGGACCACACCGAGUGCAGCCUGGUCAGGCAACAGGCGGCGGCCGUGCUGGUGAACUUGACCUCCCAGCCGCUGCCCACCACCCCAGCCCAAGCUGACGAUAGUGCCUGGCAGGGUCCGAGCGUGACUGACGAGGACACGGGCUUCACCCUGGUGGGCCUUCCCGCACUGCUGGCCCUGUUUCACCACUGCCAGUUCUACACACACCUCAGCUUCAUGCUGGGGAACUACUACCCUCACAGCGUCAUCCAGCCAGUUAGUGUGGCCUUCAGGCAGGCUACAGAGUCUCAGAGCGAUACAGGAGGCACUACGUCAACUUCAGAUCACAGCACCCCUACAGGCGAUGUGGCCUCCUCCCACAGCAGUCUGACUUCAGGAGAACAGUACUUCACAUCCACAGCUACACUCACCACUCAGAUGUCGGCCACCCCAGUGCCUCAGCCAGCAGUAGUACAGGGUCCUGUGGGAGCCAGAGCUCCUUCUAGACAGUCUACAGACUCUACUGAAGGUUCUGCCUACAGUGAGCUAGUCGUGGACUACCCCAGCGUGGUGACCCCUGACCUUUUGGCCGCUCUGACACGCCUCGUUUCCAACAUGGUGGUCAUGGCUUCCCACGAUGCACUGCAGUCCAUCUCUCAGCACAACAUUUUCAAUAGCUUACUCAGAUUUCUAGAUGCUGACAUCCUCCGGAUUCAGUUAAAAGAGCAGAAAGAGUCAACAGCAGCAAAGUGCAGUACCAUAAAGCUCCUGUUGGGGGAGCUGCUGCACAUGCACUGUUCCAUCCUCGGGCUGAUGCAAACCUGUGUGCUGAACAAACCAGGCCUGGGGAAGACUUUCACACAGGGCAGGAACAACGUAAAAACUGUCCUGCAGCUUCUGCUUGUUGGGAGAACACUCGAUGAAGGAGACCCCCUGUCCCCGCCCUGCAGUGCCCUGUGGAGGAGUGUGUACAGUUUCCUCAGCUGUGUGGUACAGACUGAUGGCAGGGACGCUGCACAAGACAUCACCGUCUCAAUCGCUAACAACUGGGACACGUUCUUCGACUCAGUGCAGUCCUGUCUGGCUGUGUCUGCUCCUUCCGAGCUUCAGCUGUCCACGGUACAGCUCCUGGCCUUGCUGCUGUCACAGGAUGGACAGCUUCUGGGGAAACCUUCUACGGGCGCUGACACGGCGCCAUCGUUAAGUCUGCUGCUGGACAGAGCGAAGAUCAAAGAUACAGAAGAGGAGAGUGGGAGUGAGAAGACAGAUCCUGUGUCCUGUGGGUCGGGGCUGUGCCGCUGCCUGGUACAGCUGUACGACAGUCUGGACAGCAACAUGGACAGCAGGACAGCUGUGGGGAACAGCCUCGCUCUGCUGCUGGCUCACAGCAGGACAGCCAAGCACACAGCUCUAAAGUCUGGUUUUGUGGACAGCACCGUGGAGCACAUGAAGGACCUGCAUGCCCAGUUGAACCUGGACUCUCUCAACUCAGGCAAGCCGGCCGCACGUAGGAAGGAUGACCCGGCCGUCACAGAGCUGCUACUGUCACUGCACCUGCUCAGGAACUUCAUGCUCAAAUAUCCGGAUGGGAAGGCUGCUGCAGUAGAGGCAGGCCUGAGCCAGGUGGUUCACAAGCUGUGGUCCUGGGGCAUGGCUAACCACUCACUCAUGGUGUCCAUGCUGGGACUGCUGGCCACGUACACUGCACAGUGUCCUAAAGCCUGCGGUUCCCUGGCCUCCAGCAGCAGGGCAGCUGUGAAGACAUCUCAUGAGGCGUCGGCCGGGAGUUCAGUGGUGCACAGCCUGGUCAAGAUGGCCACCAGACAGACCACGCAGGGCGGCAGGGCACAUCUGAAGACUGUCUUCGCCGUCCUGGCAAACCUGGCACUGUCUAAUGUCUGCAGAGGCAUUCUGUGGAAGAGUAACUUCCUGCAGGGCUUUUCCGGUGUGGUGCCAGGGAAAGGGGGUAAGGACAAGAAGCAGAACAGCCUGGCAGCCAGGUGGUUGGCUGUUCUUGUUAAUGUGUCGUUCUCCCUGGAUGGUCAACAGAUGCUAAUCAAAAUACCAGAGAAAGUUGUGGAGACCCUGCUGAGGUGUAUGGAGACAGGCAGUCUGCACUGUAAAGCCGUGGCCUCCUCAGCUCUCUGGGCGCUCGUCACCAACUGUCAGAAGGGAAAAGUGGGACUGAAGAACGCUGCGGUUGUGCACAGGCUGGAGGAGUCAUGGCAGGCCAUACGCAGGGACCCACCAAGCAGCAGCAAGGACCAGCAGUUGGUGCAGCAGUGUCUGUACAACAUGAAGACUAUCGUGUCAGUGGUCCGGAGCUGACGGUUACCCUUGGUCAAAAGUUAAAAUCCUUUGCACACAUUUCAAUGUACAGAGCAGUGCCGAUCUCUGUUUCUAUAGCUUUUGAGUAGAGCUGUGUACCUAAACAAAUUUUAGGUAUAUACAGGUACACAGGUUUAGGUACAGGUCUGGACCUUGAAAUUUUGUACCGAAACAAUUUGACAAAUUAAGACACAUGUAUGUUCUUUGAACUUCCUCAAUAAUGAUAGAAACAGAAAUAAAGAGACAGAAUCUUUAUUCAAAUGAAACAGGAUGGAAUGUUUGUUUUUUGUUGCAUUACUACUGUAACAAUACUCCAUCUUCCCUAAAAGAUCCGUUGCGUAUUAGUUAUCCUCCCUCUAGAUUUCAUUUUGGUCCCAUUUGUUUCACAUGAGGCCAUUAGAGUAGUGUUGAUUUAUAUCAAUACAGUACCAGGACAAAUUUUAGACCUGUACUUUUUUUAGACCUGCACUCAAUUUUCACAGUA
Molecule: messenger RNA, 7541 nt
Organism: Branchiostoma belcheri (Belcher's lancelet)
Lineage: Eukaryota; Metazoa; Chordata; Leptocardii; Amphioxiformes; Branchiostomatidae
Product: rotatin-like
Biological process (GO): ciliary basal body organization; centriole replication; centriole-centriole cohesion
Cellular component (GO): centriole; ciliary basal body; centrosome
Source: RefSeq, a predicted model, not a curated record